Messenger RNA from Xiphophorus maculatus (southern platyfish), 1872 nucleotides. It is a transcript of the gene odr4, whose product is annotated as odr-4 GPCR localization factor homolog. Gene Ontology annotation, cellular component: endomembrane system. Gene Ontology annotation, biological process: intracellular protein localization. NCBI's taxonomy places the organism in Eukaryota, Metazoa, Chordata, Actinopteri, Cyprinodontiformes, Poeciliidae. The coding region runs from base 284 to 1573 and encodes 429 amino acids. The transcript has 14 exons. The record is from RefSeq and is a predicted model, not a curated record.
CCUCCUUUUGCUUUGCUGACGAACCACAGCCAGCUGUCAGAAGUGAUUAUUUUAGCUUUCAGGUUUGUACAUAUUUCACAUUUGCUUCUGUGAGGAAUUUUAUACACAGUGUGAAAUUUAUUGUGCUGAAACCCGGGGGUUCUUUUUUAUUUGUAAUCGGGCAAAACCAUUACAUAAAUACAUAAAUGUAGCAGGAACAACUGACUAGCUAGUAAGAUACACAGCCAGGUUCUUAUAAUCGACGAGCUUGAGUUUUGUUUCACCUAAUUCAGCGACAAAAGGUAUGGGUCGGAGCUAUAUUGUUGAAGAUGAUGUGGAGGGAUAUCUGUCCAGACUGUGUUCACAGCUAGCAGGUCCAGUCACAGGUCUGCUUAUUGGACAGAGCACGGUCCAAAGGGAUUUUGUUGUUAUGGCAACAAGGACACCCCAAAACAAUGAGUCUGCAGAUGGCGGGAAGUCGGUGGACAAAGAGUGGGUGUCUGAGCACGCACGACAAGUAUCCAGGAUGCUGCCUGGAGGCCUGUCUGUGUUGGGAGUUUUUAUAAUCAGUGAGAGUGAUGCCAAGGACACUCUAACCACGCUCCGACAGUUGGUGUUUUCGGUGGAGAACCUGAUCUCCUCGGAGCGGCUCUGGACGCCCGCUGAUGAUGAUGUAACAGACUGCGUCACGCUGCACGUCAACCCCAAAACCAGGAAAACUGUCUGCAGAACGUUUGACAUCAAAGACCCCAAGAGUGUGGCCAAACCAGCAGACUGGAAGUACCAGUCAGGUGUGUGUUCUUCCUGGGCUAUGGUGUCCUGUUGCCUGAGUGUAGACCUGAUGGUACCACUCCCAGAAAACAUGGCCUUCACUAGAAACAUGGAUGAUUGCCUUAAGGAGGAGCUGAAAGUUUGGGCACAGCAGAUUGAAAGGGGAGUUUGUCUCAUUGAUGGAAAGAAGCUGCCAGAGGACGCAGAGCUCAAAGCAGGACAGAAAAAGAAUGUGAGACAGACCAUCUCAGCUCAGUUGCUCAUCACACCGGACAUGCAGACGGCAGCAGAUGUGGUCCAGCGGUGCGGAGGCUGCGUGUCGGUCAGUGGAGCGAUCCACAGCAGAGCUUUCCUUCACAGCAACAAACCAAAAGCUAAACUGGCUGAGAAGCUGCUGAAGAGAGAUAUUGUUUCUACGGUGGCCACAAGAGUUCAGAUGCUGCUGGAGGAGCCGCAGACACAAAAUGAGGAAAACAAGGGCCGAAAACAGACGGAGCAGUUCUGCCUCCCUCGUCGUGUCUUCUGCGCAGUGAAAUCCACUGGCCCGCUGAGUGUGUGUGACUACCAGUUUAGUGACGAAGGAUUGUCAGAAAUGACCGACCGGUUCAAGGAGAUGUUGGACAUGGAUGCAGCCGAGGAAGACUUGGACGCCACUCAGGAGAUGAUUGCAGAAGUCAUAGAGAGCGAGGUUACAGAAGAAGAAUCAGCAGAAGAAAAUGAGAUGCUGGAUCCCUGGAGAAACAACUACAUUGGUGUUGCCAUGGCUACUGCUGUCGCCCUGCUGGCCUUGGCUGCAUCAAUUGUGUAUCUCAGUGAUGUCUGAGGCUCCGUCCAAACACUAAAAUGAAGUACUUUGUGUCAAACGCUUCUGGAAAAUCUCUCACUGAAUCAGAAAGCAGAAGAAGGGGUCCCAGACGCGACUUUACCCGUUUACGUGAACAGUUCUUGUUGAAAUUUAACGUGUUUUCUUAGUGAUACCAUCCUAUUUGGAGAAAAAGAGAGGCUUGGCAUUAAACACUUCAAAAGAGACACUUCUUAAGUUGCUAACCGUGGUGUAAAAAGUGUUUUUCUAUUUUCUCAAACGGUGUUAAAUAAAACUAAAUAUUUACAGAAAUUCCUUCA